Eucalyptus grandis is the source of this 2180-nucleotide messenger RNA. Its product is annotated as extra-large guanine nucleotide-binding protein 2-like. Gene Ontology annotation, molecular function: G-protein beta/gamma-subunit complex binding; GTPase activity; guanyl nucleotide binding. The record is from RefSeq and is a predicted model, not a curated record. The coding region runs from base 1 to 1923 and encodes 640 amino acids. Lineage: Eukaryota; Viridiplantae; Streptophyta; Magnoliopsida; Myrtales; Myrtaceae. The transcript has 6 exons. Gene Ontology annotation, biological process: G protein-coupled receptor signaling pathway.
AUGUCUGUCGAUUUCGCCGGAGCUGCCGUGGGAACAACAUUCGGCGAGCUGUGCUUGCUUGUUAAGCGCGUAGUCAACACCGUCGCCACAUUUCGUUCACACCUCGAGAAGAUUGAUUCCACGUUGAGCGAGAUGGAGCCGAUCAUAAAGGAUAUAUACCAUCUCUAUGAACAGCUGGACCGUUUGGAAGAAAUGGAUCCAAUCAAGAAAUUAUUGGAUGAAGGCAAAGGAUUGGUGGACAAGUGCCGGAAGAUCCACUGGCUCAACUGGUACAAGAAGCACACGCACUCGAACAAGCUGAUCAAGUACAACACCGCUAUCCGUGAAAAGCUCCACAAUUACAUUCUGCUGCUCGCCGCAAGGAACAAUGCGGAGAUUUUGAUGACCAUGGGCGAGAUCAGGUCCAGCUGCUUUGGUCAAGCACAUGCUGAAAAUAAUGGAAAGAAAGGGUCAUGCUACCGCUGCCUUAAAGGGAACAGAUUCACAGAAAAAGAAGUUUGCAUUGUUUGCAAUGCAAAGUAUUGUCAGAAAUGUGUAUUAAGAGCUAUAGGAUCGAUGCCUGAAGGCAGAAAAUGCGUCACCUGCAUAGGCUUUAGGAUCGAUGAAAUAAAUCGAAGUAACCUGGGGAAAUGUUCUAGAAUGCUAAAGUGGCUCUUGCCAGAAUCAGAAAUUAAGCAAAUAAUGAGUGCUGAGGUAUUGUGCCCAGCAAAUGAAAUCCCCCCAAACCUUGUUUAUGUGAAUGAUGAGCCUCUUGAUCAUGAAGAGUUGCUUCUGCUGCGGGGCUGCCCAAAUCCUCCGAAAAAGCUAAGGCCAGGAUACUACUGGUACGAUAAAGUAGCUGGGUUUUGGGGUAAGGAGGGGCAGAAACCAUGCCAAAUAAUCGGUGCCCAGUUAAAUGUUGGGGUUUUCAUUAAGAGAAAUGCUAGCAACGGAAACACAGACGUAUUGAUUAAUGGCCGGGAAAUUACGAAACAAGAGGUUUGGAUGCUCAAGAUGGAUCCUAUCAGGAAGCGGGGCAGAAGUAUGCUAAAGACCGCAUAUGGGAGAAGUUGGAUAAAUAUCACAAUAAAGGCACUUUCUCAAUGGCGAGACAUGUUUGAUUCCAGCUUUAUAUUCAGUGCUAAUAUAAUCACAAAUUCGACUGCUCUGUCUCGCCAACUGAGGCUCUCUUUCAUAUCAGGCUGUGGAGACUUUAAAAGAAGAGUAGUGCCCUUUGAUAUGGAUAUUCUGUGCGCAGAGGGAAUGAUCUCUUCUAAUGGUAUUGCAAGCAUGGAAUUUUCAUUUCCCACGUCAGCAAAAGCAGAUGAAUACAUAGACUCCAUUGAUCAGCACUACAGCAUGAUGAGGUACCAACUCAUCAGGGUGCAUCCUAGAAGCCUAGGGGAAAACUGCAAGUGGUUGGAGAUGUUCGAAGAUGUUAAUAUCGUCUUGUUCUGCAUCUCAUUGACAGAAUACGAUGAGUUCUAUGAGGACAAUAAAGGAUUACUGAUAAACAAGAUGAUGGCAAGCAAAGAGCUUUAUGAAAGUGUCCUCACUCAUCCGACCUUUUAUAAAAAGGACUUCCUUCUGAUUAUGAGCAAGUUCGAUCUGCUCAAAGAAAAGAUUGAACAGUCUCCUUUAACUCAUUGUGAAUGGUUUGGUGAUUACCAUCCACUGAUCGACCAUAAAUCCAAUAUUGGGACUUAUGUAAAUCUGGCUCCUGCAUUGGCACGACGUGCUUUCCACUACAUGGCAGUGAAGUUCAAACGGCUCUUCCAUUCGCUUACUGAACGCAAGCUGUAUGUUUCCCUAGUUACGGGACUUGAGCAGGAUAGUGUGGAUGAAUCUCUUAAGUAUGCGAGGGAGAUUAUGAAUUGGGACGAAGAAGAUAUCACUUUCAUCGAUAGGGAAUCUUCUUUGAGUUUGGAGGCAAGCACCUCUUAGUUUUUUUUAAUUUUAUUCUCUUUCACUCUCCCAAUUGGGCGACCAUCUGGUUAUGCCUAAUUAAGAAGGCGUGGCUCCAUAAACUUUUGUCAAUAUAUACUGGCAAUUAGGUGGAUCAUAUGAAGUGAAAUAGCUUUGACUUUUUUAUUCCCUCUUAUGAUGCAUUCAGAAGAUGUACUCAUGUAAACGUAGAAUGGAAUGCAUCUCUUAUUGUAAACCGUUCUCUGAAUGGAUAAAUGAAAGAACUAUUCUGGCCA